GAAUUUUGGCAGAAAUUAAAAACAAUACAAACGUUUUAAAAGGUUUGUCAACAAAAUCUGUGAAAAUUAAUUAUUUUUUUUAUUUUAAUCACACAUCGCACACUAUGGAUGGACUUCCAAUAGUUAACAAUAAUAAUCUUCUUGAAGAAUUCUCUUCCGAAGAAGCCACUUUUAAAAAACCAAACAAUUUAAAACGAAAUCUUGAUAUUGAUCAGCUUUCUUCGCCUCCUAAAAAGCCUAAAUACGACAAAUGUGAAAAUCUUUUAAAGCCUCAUACAAGUCCAAAAAAACGAAUAAAUAUUGGUCUUCCUGUUCAAGAAUCUAAAAACAAAUUUAUAUAUGGGAACUAUACUCGCUAUUAUGGUUAUCGCAAUCCUAAAGAUUUCCACGAUGUCCGGUUAGAUAUAUUCCAAGCAAAUAAAGAUAUUUUUACCGGCAAAGAAGUGCUUGACAUCGGUUGCAACAGUGGUCUAGUCACGAUGGAAAUAGCUAAGAAGCUACAGAUCAAACACAUAACUGGAAUCGAUAUCGACAAGGGACUUGUUAACAAAACAACAAAGGCGAUUUCUAAGUUAAGAAAAUCUUCACCAAGUGCUGAAAGGAAAGAUUUUCCUUUCAAUGUGAGUUUUGUGCAUGGGAAUUAUGUACUCCGGGACGAUGUUCUUUUGGAAAUCGAAGAGCCAAAUUUUGAUGUGAUACUGUGUCUUUCGGUAACCAAAUGGAUACAUUUGAAUUUCGGGGAUAGUUCCCUAAAGCAAGCGUUUAAAAGAAUGUAUGCUCAACUGCGACUUGGCGGUUGCUUAAUUCUAGAACCACAACCAUGGGAUGGAUAUAAGCGAAGAAAGAAACUUACGCCCGAAAUAUUUAAGAACUAUCAAGAGAUUCAAUUCAAACCGAAGAGUUUCACCGACUAUCUGUUGAGCAGUGAAGUUGGAUUUAAGUCUGUUACACUACUUGCUGUACCUGAUCAUCAAGCUGAGGGAUUCCGAAGGCCAAUACAAUUGUUUUUAAAAUAAAUUUGUUUUUUAU
This is a messenger RNA of Eupeodes corollae, 1029 nucleotides long. Its product is annotated as probable RNA methyltransferase CG1239. Gene Ontology annotation, molecular function: snRNA binding; O-methyltransferase activity; RNA methyltransferase activity. The transcript has 2 exons. Gene Ontology annotation, biological process: snRNA modification. NCBI's taxonomy places the organism in Eukaryota, Metazoa, Arthropoda, Insecta, Diptera, Syrphidae. The coding region runs from base 105 to 1016 and encodes 303 amino acids. The record is from RefSeq and is a predicted model, not a curated record.